Eruca vesicaria subsp. sativa (arugula) is the source of this 1101-nucleotide messenger RNA. Lineage: Eukaryota; Viridiplantae; Streptophyta; Magnoliopsida; Brassicales; Brassicaceae. The record is from the annotation of a GenBank genome assembly.
AUGGCCACAGCCUCCUCUUCCUCUUCCUCCUUGCUCUUACCGUCCGUAUCUCUCAACAAUAUCUCCAGCUCCAGAAAUGCUUCCUCCCUCGGAGUCUCCGUCAAGCGAUCUAGGGUUUCAAUGAGCCUCUCCACUGAAUCUCAGAGUGCAAUCAACGACUCUUUGUUCGCUCAUUACAAACCCUCCUCUGCUUUUCUCUUUCCCGGUCAGGGAGCUCAAGCAAUAGGGAUGGGCAAAGAGGCUCAGAGUGUUGCAUCAGCUGGAGAAUUGUAUAAGAAAGCUAACCAUAUCUUGGGGUAUGAUCUUCUUGACAUUUGUGUUAAUGGACCAAAAGAGAAGCUUGAUUCCACUGUCAUUAGCCAGCCUGCUAUUUAUGUCACAAGUCUAGCAGCAGUUGAGUUACUUCGAGUUCGUGAAGGCGGCGAACAAAUAAUUAACUCGGUUGAUGUGACUUGUGGUCUUAGCUUAGGAGAGUACACUGCUCUCGCUUUUGCUGGAGCCUUCAGCUUUGAGGAUGGGCUAAAGCUUGUAAGACUUAGAGGGGAAGCCAUGCAGGCUGCUGCAGAUGCUGCUAAGAGUGCAAUGGUUAGUAUCAUAGGAUUGGACUCUGAAAAAGUUCAGCAGUUGUGUGAUGCAGCAAAUCAAGAAGUAGAAGAAGCUGACAAAGUUCAGAUCGCAAAUUACUUAUGUCCGGGUAAUUACGCUGUAUCUGGAGGUCUUAAAGGAAUUGAAGUUGUUGAAGCCAAAGCCAAGUCAUUCAAGGCCAGAAUGACGGUUCGUCUAGCUGUUGCAGGUGCUUUCCACACAAGUUUCAUGGAACCAGCAGUGUCGAGAUUAGAAGCUUCAUUGGCAGCAACGGAGAUCAGAAGUCCCAGGAUCCCAGUGAUCUCCAAUGUCGAUGCACAGCCUCAUGCUGAUCCAGACACGAUCAAGAAGAUACUUGCACGCCAGGUGACAUCUCCAGUGCAAUGGGAGACAACAGUUAAGACACUCUUAUCCAAAGGACUUAAAACCAGCUAUGAAUUGGGACCUGGAAAGGUGAUUGCAGGGAUAUUCAAGAGAGUAGAUAAAAGCGCCAGUGUUGAAAACAUUAGUGCUUGA